AUGGAUUUGCAAAGUCAAGCACAAGAUCUAUUGGAUUUAUCAAGCCAUGUAACUCUAUUGCUACAGAAACAAUCAGACUCUCUCAUAAGGAAACGAACUUUAGUGAAAAGUACUAAUAAUGAGGCGGACGUGGACGCAAACCUGGCUUACGAUAUUGCUCUUGCUUCGAAGUCUUUACAUGUAUUGGAAAUACGGCGCGAAAUUCGCUCUGCAAUGAAUGAAAUAUCAGAGAUCAAAGAACAAUUAAAUAAGCUCAAAAAUAAUAUUUCUAGCAAUUGGUAUGAUUAUAUUCAAGAUACAAUGGAACACCUACAUGUGUUAUUGAAAAGAGGAAUUGAGCUUGCAUCGGUUGAAAUCCCAAACCCUGAAGAACAUAGAAAAACGAUAUACUAUGACAAUUAUGAUCAUUAUGAAUACGAAACUGAUGAGUCUUUGUCCGCUAAUGAUCUUGUUUGCUAUGACGACCACAUUUUCCAGGAUGAUUCUUCUCCAUCUGACAUUUCAACACGUAGUAGACCUGCUAGUAUUAUGUCUCCUCCAUCUCCUGCUUCUGAUGAUAUUCAAGAUCGUUGCCUUAAAUCAAAUUUUGCUCGACGUCAUACAAUGGAUAACGAAGGUGUCUCAGCUGCUCGAUUAUUCAUAGGUAAUCUUGGUUUGAAACAACCUCCAUCCAAGGCUUCUACUACAACAUUUAUCUCUCAAGAACAAACUGAAGCAGAUACUUCUCUUAAUACUAAUACUGGUCAUUCGUCAUUAAAACUUGAUCGUGAUAUAUUAUGUUCUUCACCUGCCGCACGUCAGCUUUCUCAAUUAAUAAUCCAUGAAUCUGACGAUACAAAUGACGAGUUUGUUGAUGCCGUAGAGAGGCAAGAAGAUAAUCAUUCCACCAAUGACCUCUCUGAACCAUUCCUCAUUAAAGAUCUUACUUCUCACUCGAAACGUUCAAAUUCUUCUCGUUCAUUACCAACUCUUCUAGAAUCAGUUCCUGAAGAACCAAUUAUACGUUGGGCUGAUAAUGAUUAUUCUAGUAAUGUUACUUCGCUUGCUUUUUCUGCCCUAUCUUCGCCUUAUCAUAUCAGUCUUCUUCGGCAUAAACCUGCAAAUAUAUUUGCUCAACAAGUUAAUGUUAGUAACCCAAUACGUAUUGGUACUGGUUAUGGUUCUUACAUUGCUUAUACAUGUACUGUCAAAAGCCAGGAGGGCGCAAGUAUCGUUAUCAGAAAACGUUAUUCUGACUUUGUUAAGUUGCGAUCACAAUUGAUAAAAGCUUAUCCAAAGUUCCGCAAAUUGAUUCCUUGUUUACCACCAAAGAGAAUAAUGGGAAAAUUUAUGCCGGAAUUUAUUGAGAAACGUCGCAAAGAUUUGGAGUAUUUUUUAGCCUACGUGUUGCUGCAUCCAAUACUUGGCCCAACGACUGUUGUGAGAAGAUGGUUUUCAGAAUAA
Molecule: messenger RNA, 1443 nt
Organism: Racocetra persica
Lineage: Eukaryota; Fungi; Glomeromycota; Glomeromycetes; Diversisporales; Gigasporaceae
Source: the annotation of a GenBank genome assembly